AUGAAGGUUGUCCUUGAUGGAUACUCCCUCACACCCGAUGCGCUCUACGCUCUAGGUUACGAAAAGAAUGCCACCAUUGAGCUUGCGGAGAGUGCUGUGGAGCGUAUCAAAGCUGCCCGUGCGGUUAUUGACAAGAUUGUGGAGGAGCGUCAGACGGUGUAUGGCAUCAACACAGGCUUUGGCAAAUUCGAGUCCACCAUCAUCCCGCCGGAGCAGCUGGAGGACCUGCAGCUCAAUCUCAUCCGCUCACACGCUGCCUGCGUUGGGGCUCCCCUCACGCCGGAGCGGGCCCGCAUGAUGAUGGCGCUGCGGGUGAAUGUUCUCAGCAAGGGCCACAGCGGCGCGCGGCUGGAGACGGUGGAGAAGUACGUGGCCGCCUUCAAUGCCGGCGUCGUGCCGCACAUUCCCGUUCAGGGCACCGUCGGCGCCAGCGGCGAUCUUGGCCCGCUCGCCCAUCUCGCUCUCGGAAUGCUGGGCGAGGGUCUGCUCGCCACACGCAACCACCGCAAGUUCCGCGAUGCGGCAGAAGUGCUGCGCGAACUCGGCGUCGAGCCCGUCACCCUCGCAGCAAAGGAGGGACUCGCACUCAUCAACGGCACGCAGUUCAUUUCAGCCCUUGGGGCAGAGGCAGUCGUGCGGGCUCGCAAGAUCGCACGUCUCGCCGACGUUGCACUUGCCAUGUCCCAUGAGGCCCUGCAGUCGACCAUCAGCACACUUAAUCCAGACAUCCACCGUGUGCGUCCUCAUAAGGGACAGCAGCUCGUUGCCCACAGACUCCGAGCACUCUUACACAGUGAAAAGUACCCCUCUAUGAUUAACAACCACCACAAAAAUUGUGGUCGCGUGCAGGACGCCUAUUCUAUCCGCUGUGCCCCACAGGUACAUGGUAUCUCCAAUGACAUGAUUGAGUGGGUCUAUGGUAUCCUCACAACUGAACUGAACUGCGCCACAGAUAACCCACUGCUAUUCCCUGAGGGAGUCAAGAAGGUGGUAUCGGGAGGUAACUUUCAUGGUGAAUACCCAGCAAAGGCACUGGACACACUUGCCAUAGGUGUUCAUGAAUUGGGAAGCAUCAGUGAGCGUCGUAUUGAAAGGCUGAAUAACCCGUCACUGAGUCGCCUUCCCGCAUUUCUCGUGGAAAAUGGUGGUCUUAACUCUGGUUUCAUGAUCGCACACUGUACCGCUGCUGCCCUCGUCUCGGAGAACAAGGUAUACUGUCACCCUGCCUCUAUUGACAGCAUCUCCACCUCCGCUGCUCAAGAAGACCACGUCAGCAUGGGUGGUUUCUCCGCACGCAAGGCCCUCAAGGUUGUGGAAAACGUUGAACACGUUAUCGCCAUUGAACUAUUGUGUGCUUGCCAAGGAAUUGAUCUCAUGCGACCACUGAAGACAACAGAGCCAAUGGAAAAGGUCUGGAGCCUUAUUCGCACGGUGAGCCCUCCGUGGGAAAAGGAUCGUGUCGUUCAUCGCGAUAUUGAUAACAUAACAGAUCUGUUGCGCAGUGGGAAGGUAUGGGAGGCCGUUCGGGACUAUAUCCCGAAAGAAGCGCGGUUUCGAGGUGUGACUAUUCCACCAAAACCCUUUGAGAUCAGGGGCAAGCUUUAA
Molecule: messenger RNA, 1605 nt
Organism: Trypanosoma theileri
Lineage: Eukaryota; Euglenozoa; Kinetoplastea; Trypanosomatida; Trypanosomatidae
Product: histidine ammonia-lyase
Exons: 1
Coding region: 1-1605 (534 amino acids)
Biological process (GO): L-histidine catabolic process
Cellular component (GO): cytoplasm
Molecular function (GO): histidine ammonia-lyase activity
Source: RefSeq, a predicted model, not a curated record